AAAAAGAAAGACUACCUGGGAUCAUUCAGAGUGUCAAUAAAAAUAAGUUAGUAGCGAAAUAUCAAAAUUGCGCUCCCUCGGUGCAAAUAUUACUGGCUUUUUAUUGUAUAUCGCCGAACACGCCCCAAUCCAAAGAACAGAUCUUAUAAAUCGAUUCCAGAUUUUCUUAUCGACUUUCAUUUUCAUUGACAUCAACAUGAUCACAUCCCUUGUUGUUGUCAUCAAUUUGUUUACUCUGGAAAUUUAAUUUAUAAUUAUCGUUGUACUUACAUUUCAUUACAUCCAAAAUUUUGCAAUGUUGUGCAUACUUUGUUGUAAAUAUGCUGACAGCUGUUUAAACAUAUUUGACGAAAAUGAAAUAAAAUUGGGAAUUGCUGAUAUAAUUGGUAGACACUUUUGGUUCAAGCCAAUUCCGGAGGAGAACAUAUCGGCAGUGAUUUGCUCCGCAUGUUGGUCAAAAGUAGACGAUUUUCAUCAAUUUUAUUUGUCGGUGGAAGAAGCGCAUAACACCCUCAAUAGUAAAGUGAAAAAUGAGCCUUUUGCUGAAUUUGAUUUCAAUGAAUUGCUUGAUCCCGACCUAAGCCCCAAAAAAGAACUGACAGAAAAAGCAUAUCCAUUGGCUGAUAAAUCUCUGGACCACUCAAAUCAAAUUUUGAAAGAAUUUUGUGAGCUAGAGAUGCCCUGUUCCAUAAGAAACGAAGGCACAGAUGUUAAUAGUAAAUCGAUCAACCCAAUUCGUGAGCUGGAUGAUAAUGAAACCCUAGAUGAGGUAAUUUGCAAAAAACAAAGAAAAACAACAACAACGCUAAAGAAAACAGAAAAAAUAUUAAGAAGAGGCACGUUAUGUAGGAAGAGCAAAGAGUCUAAAAACGUAAAACAUAAGAUUCGUAAAGAGGAUAACACUAAAAAAUUGAAGGAACGAUCUGGCGUAAAAUCGAAAUUAGAAGACGAUGCUAUGGUGAAAAAAUAUAUUCCCAUGAAUUGCGAAUUGUGUCCUUUUAUCAGCGAAGACUAUUCGUCUGUGACAAAACAUUUUCGAACAGAUCACCCAAAUGUUAAUCCCUACGUAAGGUGCUGCAAUAAAAAGCUGUUUCAUCGUCAAGAUAUCGUACAUCAUGCUUAUAGGCAUGAUAAUCCAGAAUUCUUUAAGUGCAAAGAGUGCCAAAAAGUAUUUUCCGAGCAGUCAACACUAACUCGUCACAUGAUUACCGCACAUACACCGGAAGACAAACUUAAUUUCCAUUGCGAUCAAUGCUCUAAAAAGUUCUCCAAGCAAGAGAAACUGGAACUGCAUAAAAACUCACAUCUACCAAGAGAAGAAAGGCCAUUCGUAUGUGAUCAAUGUCCCAACAGUCGUUUUGCCAGUAAUGAUCUCUUGAAAGUUCACAUAUGCAUGCGACAUCGGCGUGCACCCAAUGUUUGCCAUGUUUGUGCUAAGGUCAUACGUGAUAAAGCUUCAUUCGAGAAACAUGUACGAGCACAUUUCGAAGACGGUGCCCCAAAAGCAAAAUGUCCGAUAGAAAAUUGCAAUCUUUGGCUGAAAGAUGAGGAUUAUCUUCGGCGUCACAUUCGUAGAGCUCAUACUAAUCAAGAGAAAGCAGUUACUUGUGAGAUUUGCGGUGGAGUCUAUAAAAACAAAUAUUCGCUGACAGUACACAAAGGCCGAGUUCAUUCAAAUGUGGUAUUCACUUGUGAAGUUUGCAAAAAAACCUUCAAGCGAGCCAUUUACUUACGGGAGCAUAUGACUCAACAUACUGGAGAAAUACUCUAUAAUUGUCAAUUCUGUACUCGCACUUUUAAUUCCAAAGCCAACAUGCAUGCGCAUAAAAAGAAAAUGCAUCCAGUCGAAUGGGAUAAUUGGAGAGAAAAAAAUAAAAGUUGCAGAAAAUAGUGACCACUUAGACAGCACAAAAUACAAACUAUUUUAAUCUAUGCUCUAGUUUGGUAUAUACAUUAAGACAUUAUUGUUACGUAUUAGCUUAUACUUAAGUGAAUGUGUAUCAUGUCAAUACUGUCGCAAUAACAUUUUUGAUUCAAAAUAC
Molecule: messenger RNA, 2042 nt
Organism: Ceratitis capitata (Mediterranean fruit fly)
Lineage: Eukaryota; Metazoa; Arthropoda; Insecta; Diptera; Tephritidae
Product: transcription factor grauzone-like
Exons: 5
Coding region: 296-1891 (531 amino acids)
Biological process (GO): regulation of transcription by RNA polymerase II
Cellular component (GO): nucleus
Molecular function (GO): zinc ion binding; DNA-binding transcription factor activity; RNA polymerase II cis-regulatory region sequence-specific DNA binding
Source: RefSeq, a predicted model, not a curated record